AUGUAUUUCGAAUGGGCAACUAAACUGAAUCGCUUUACGCUGAACAUCAUCGGUUUAUGGCCAGGAAUUUACGAAAAUACCCGCGAUAGACUUUUAUCAGACUUGCGCACGAUAUUUUGUUUCUUCUUAAUUGUUUUCGUCUGUCUAAUUCCUUCGAUACAUUCGUUGGUGAGAACUUGGAGUGACAUGAUCGCGAAAAUCGACAAUCUGCAAUUCACUUUACCCUUAAUGAUAGUGGUAAUAAAGGUGAUAAUCAUACGAUGGAACAAAACUGAUCUUACACUGGUGUUAAAAAUGAUUGCUGACGAUUGGACGAAGGAUAAGAGCGAGAAGGAACAGCGUGUAAUGAUAAAAUACGCACAGAAUGCGCGAAUCAUUCUCAUCAUUGGGUACAUCAUCAUGAUUGUAGGAUUAAGUUUCGUCGUCUUUCUACCUUGCUUCGGAACAUCGCUGAGAUACAUAACAAAUAUCACCGAUCCGGUCAAGAUCUUGCCACUACCAACGUAUUACAUUUAUGAUAAAGAUCAGACUCCGUACUAUGAACUUACAUAUACUGCGCAAGCUGUAACACUCGUAAUGGCAGUUGCAUCUUACACCGGCGUAGAUAAUCUGCUCGGAUUAUUGAUAUUCCACUUGUGUGGUCAGAUGGAAAAUUUAAAAGAGCGAUUGAUUCUCAUCAACAUGAGACAUAAAACCUUUUCUGAAGGUCUCACUUUCAUCGUCGAAGAUCACAUACGGCUAAUCAAAUAUUUCCACACUGUUGAGAGUACAUUCACUGUAUUGCUACUCGGAUUGCUGCUUUAUUUUGGCAUUUUAUUCUGUCUAUACGGAUUCUUGAUUGUCACGAUACUCACGGAAGGAAAAGAAAUGUCAAUAUUUCGUUUGAUAUAUCUAAUAUCUAUAGUGUUAAAUGUCUGCGGCCAUAUGUGCCUAUAUUGCGUAGUGGGCGAGAUUCUCGUAGCACAGUGCGAAGGAAUAUAUCACGCAGCAUAUGAUUGCGAAUGGUACACGCUAGAGCCAGAAAAGACAAGAACUUUGAUCCUGAUAAUGAUACGGGCCAAUAAGCUCCUUCAUAUUACAGCUGGGAAAAUGUUCCCUAUGACACUGUCGAUGUUUUGCAACUUAGUAAAAACUUCAGGCGGCUACGUAUCAGUUUUACUCGCCAGCCAAGGUUCAUAAAACUAACUUCAAAGUUGCGAGAAAGAAAUAUCAUACACUUAACAGAAAUUAUAAUAUAUUUGACAGAAC
Molecule: messenger RNA, 1248 nt
Organism: Cataglyphis hispanica
Lineage: Eukaryota; Metazoa; Arthropoda; Insecta; Hymenoptera; Formicidae
Product: odorant receptor 43a-like
Exons: 7
Coding region: 1-1179 (392 amino acids)
Biological process (GO): detection of chemical stimulus involved in sensory perception of smell; sensory perception of smell
Cellular component (GO): plasma membrane
Molecular function (GO): olfactory receptor activity; odorant binding
Source: RefSeq, a predicted model, not a curated record